Cucurbita pepo subsp. pepo (vegetable marrow) is the source of this 655-nucleotide messenger RNA. The record is from RefSeq and is a predicted model, not a curated record. NCBI's taxonomy places the organism in Eukaryota, Viridiplantae, Streptophyta, Magnoliopsida, Cucurbitales, Cucurbitaceae.
UAUAAUUUUGAGAAAUCAAAACCAACCCACCAUUUGAUUUUCCGCCAUUAAUGGAAGAAAAAUGGAAGCUUUCCAGAAAGGAAUCUUCUUCUUCUUCUUCUUCUUCUUCUAAGUCCUUCUUCUCCAGAACCUCAUCCUCCAAGCUGCCAUUGUUAAGAAGCUUAUCCCACAAGCACACUCCCUCCGCCUCCUCCGCCAAGUCGCCCUCCGAUCUCCGCCGCAGCUCCUCCCAAAAAAGCCCCUCCAUUGGCCACAAAUGCAGCAGCUUGGCUAAGGAACAAAAGGCCAGAUUUUACAUCAUGCGACGAUGUGUCGCAAUGCUUGUCUGUUGGCAUAAACAUGGCGAUCCAUGAACAAAGUAAGCAUUUUUAGUCUCCAAAGAUCUUGGAUUUUUUUUUUUUUUUUUUUUUUUCGAUUAAAAAAUGUAAUUAGAUUUGUGGGUUAAUGUCGAUCUAGCUCCAAAUUUUGCUUAAUACCCUGUAAUAAUAGAGAGAAUAGUUAUUUAAAAAAUUUAAUUAGCCAUGGUGUUCUAUUGUUCAUCUAUUUACUUGGUUUCCCAUCUGGUUUUUUUUAUUGGAAGGUGCCAAAAAUGUACAUUUUAGUGGGGAUGUGAAACCCAAUAUGUCUAUACAUUCUCUUUCAAUUGGUGGAUUCA